Scomber japonicus (chub mackerel) is the source of this 3729-nucleotide messenger RNA. RefSeq names its product cartilage intermediate layer protein 2 (gene cilp2). The coding region runs from base 1 to 3729 and encodes 1242 amino acids. The record is from RefSeq and is a predicted model, not a curated record. The transcript is spliced from 9 exons. Lineage: Eukaryota; Metazoa; Chordata; Actinopteri; Scombriformes; Scombridae.
AUGUCGGAAUUAAAUAUGGUGGCACUCCUGCUGUCUCUGCUGGCUUCAGUGGCUCUGGGCCAAGCAUCGAUGAGGAGCAAGAGAGUGGCCCUCAACACGUUCACUGAAACAGAGACAACAGGCGUGACAGAGUGGACGUCUUGGUUCAACAUUGACCAUCCUGGGGGGAAUGGAGACUAUGAGCGCCUGGAGGCCAUCCGUUUCUAUUACAGAGAGAGAGUUUGUGCGAGGCCUACAGCCAUGGAGGCUCGCACAACAGACUGGGUGGCAGCAGCAGACACUGGGGAGGUGGUCCACUCCAGUCUGGAGAAGGGUUUCUGGUGCAUCAACAAGGAACAGCCCCGUGGCCACAUCUGCUCCAACUACCACGUUCGCUUUCAGUGUCCCCCAGUGCAGAGUUAUUGGGCUGACUGGAGUGAGUGGGGUCCUUGUUCAACCACGGUGUGUGACGACGUAGGCAUCCAACUCCGCCAGAGGAAAUGCAUGAGCACCCAGCCCAUGCCUCUCCUGUUAGUACCGGCGUGCCAGGGCCACCAUUCAGAAAGGAGGGAGUGCUCCACCCCUCCAUGUACAGCCAAGUGGAGUCCGUGGGGUCGGUGGGCGGCGUGUUCAGUGACCUGUGGUGGAGGUCGCAGGAUUAGGAGGAGGACUUGUGUGCGGUCCUCACCGACAGUACAGUGUACUGGAAGGCCUGCAGAAAUACAAAAGUGUGGGAAGAGUCCAUGCCCAGCCAAAUGUCAGCGUUUGUGCACCGAGGGCCGUCCCAGUGAGGACUGCAGCCGCUGUGUGUGUGAUGGCCACUUGCUACAUGGUGAAGUUUACAGCGUGACUGGUGUCCCUGUCGCAGCAGCCUCGGUGGCACUGGCCAGCCAACCCAAGGUCAUCCGUGCCCGAACAAAUGCUAAAGGCCAGUUCAAGCUCCUGGGAAUUUGCUCCUCCAGCUCCACUUUGAUCACUAUCAGGAAGGAGAAGUUUGCCCCGAUCACUGUCUCCACCUCCAGUAACACCACAGGGUUAUCGUGGAUACGAGCUGCUCUCAAAUCAGCUGAGAAGCCGUACAUUGUAAAACACCCAGAGGACAAGGUGCGUCAUGAAGGAGGACGGGUGCUGUUGUGCUGCAAGGCAACAGGAUCACCGGCACCUGACAAAUACUACUGGUAUCACAAUGGGACUCUGCUGGACAGGAAGGUGUACAAGUAUGAAGAGGACCUUGUACUGCGGGACCUGAAGCCAGAGCAGUCAGGACAGUACUUCUGCAAAACCAGCAGCUCUGCAGGCAGCAUCAAGUCCUCUCCAGCCACCCUCACUGUGAUCGCAAAAGGAACACCAGCAUGCAAUUCUUCCCCUGAGACGCAUCUCAUCAGACUGCCGAUGGACUGUGUUCAACCUGGGACAAAGUCCAAGUACUACAAUGCUGGCCGCUGCCCUCACAACAAAUGUCCUGGCUCCCUAGACUUUGAUAUGCGCUGUAAAGAUGGAACUGGGUUCUGCUGUGGGGUCAAACAUAUGGAGAGUAAAACCAUUGACUGUGGGACCUACAGUCUUCCUAUCCGGGCUGUGUCACAGUGCAGCUGUCAGAAGUGUGUGCAACCGACUGUGCUGGUUCGUGGCAGAGUUGUUACAGCUGACAAUGAUGAACCUCUGCGUUUUGGACACAUUUACAUUGGUAAAGAGAGGGUGGGCACCACUGGAUACCAAGGAGGCUUCACAUUACAAAUUACUCCUGACACACAGAGAUUAGUGGUAAAUUUUGUUGAUCCCACUGAGAAGUUUAUUGACACUCCCAAGGUGUUCAUCUUUGACAAGAAAGGUGGAUCCAUCUAUCAUGAUGUGAAGGUGAUGAGAAAGCAGAUACCGAUUGAUAUUAAUGCAGGAGAAACCAACUCUAUUGACCUAGGUGACAUUAAAGGUGAGGACCCGAUAGGACAGUUGAUUAUUCCUGCCAAUUCCUUCCAUAAGGACAAUGGAGAGGUCUAUGAGGGAACUGUGAAAGCCAGUGUCACAUUCAUUGAUCCAAGAAAUAUCACCACGGCUGCUGCAGCCCCUGGCGAGCUCAACUUUGUGGAUGAUGAGGGUGACAUGCUUCCUUUGAGGACCUAUGGCAUGUUCUCUGUUGACUUCAGAGAUGACACUAAUAAGGAGGUACUUGGAGCUGGAGCAGUCCAAGUCCUUCUUGACACACAGCAUGUCAAAAUGCAAGAGCACAUUCCCAAAAUGAAAUUGUGGUCUCUAAAUCCAGACACAGGAGUUUGGGAAGAGGAGAGCGACUUCUCCUACACCACAACCACAGGGGGUCAUGGGCGGAGCAAACGAGAGGAGCGCACGUUCCUCAUAGGCAACAUGGAGAUCAGAGAACGCAGACUCUUCAAUUUGGAUGUGCCUGAAAACAGACGCUGUUAUGUCAAAGUUCGUGCCUACAUGAGUGACAAGUUUCUUCCUAAUGAACAGUUGGAAGGUGUUGUAAUUAGCUUAAUAAACUUGGAACCCAAGCCUGGCUAUUCCGCUAAUCCCAGGGCAUGGGGCCGCUUUGACAGUGUCAUAACUGGCCCUAAUGGGGCCUGUUUACCAGCUUUCUGUGACUCUCAGAGGCCUGAUGCCUACACAGCUUAUGUCACAGCAAUGAUGGGUGGGGAAGAACUGGAAGCAGCUCCUUCCUCCCCAAAGAUGAAUCCAAAUAUCAUUGGAGUGUCUCAGCCAUAUCUUGACAAAAUAGACUACCAGCGUUCAGACCAUGAGGAUCCAGCUCUGAAGAAAACAGCCUUCAAAAUCAACUUGCCAAAGCCUAACCAAAAUAAUCUUGAUGAGACCAAUGGACCAAUAUAUCCAUAUCAGAAUUUAAUAGGCUGUGAAAAUGCCCCUGUUGAUGCAAAUCAUUUCAGAUUCUUCAGAGUGGAAAAAGACAAGUAUGAAUACAAUGUUGUACCAUUUGAGGAGAAUGAUUUGACAACCUGGACAGGCGACUACCUGUCUUGGUGGCCUAAUCCCCAAGAGUUCAGAGCAUGCUUCAUCAAGGUCAAGAUCCAUGGACAGAAGGAAGUGAUGAUCAGGUCAAGGAAUCUAGGAGGAACACACAGAGAGACAAAAGGCAAACUGUAUGGCAUUAGAGAUGUACGCAGUACCCGGGAUAUGCGAGAAAGCAAUACUUCAGCAGCCUGUGUGGAGUUCAAAUGCAGCGGUAUGUUGUUUGAUCAAGCUGAGGUGGACAGAUCCAUUAUAUCAGUCCUUCCACAGGGGAACUGCCGUAGGAUCAACACCAACAACCUCCUACAAGAGUAUCUCAUUAAACAUCCACCAGUCGCUCAAAACAAUGAGUCCCAUGCAUUCACCAUGUUAGCCCCUGUGGAUCCUUUAGGACACAACUAUGGCAUCUACACAGUCACAGACCAGAAUCCCCGGGUCGCCAAGGAGAUCGCUAUUGGGCGCUGCUUUGAUGGUACCUCAGAUGGUUUCUCCAGAGAGAUGAAGUCAGACUCUGGAGUUGCAUUGACCUUCAGUUGUCCUGAAAGAAAAAUUAACAGAGAAAGCCUCUUCCAGCGCUUGCAGACUAACCCAGGUCAAACAUUGUCUCAGAUGGCAAGGGACAUGAGGGAAUUGGAAGGCCUACAGGUGCAAAGAUCAUCCACCCAGGUGGUGGCCUAUCCUUCAGAGCAGCAGGGCAGGACCCAGAGGCGCAGAGUCAGUUCUACAACCAGGAGGAGAAUGUCCAUGCGCACACAGCAAGGCCAAUAA